This is a messenger RNA of Melanotaenia boesemani (Boeseman's rainbowfish), 906 nucleotides long. RefSeq names its product glutathione peroxidase 1b (gene gpx1b). The transcript is spliced from 2 exons. Gene Ontology annotation, biological process: response to hydrogen peroxide; hydrogen peroxide catabolic process; glutathione metabolic process. The record is from RefSeq and is a predicted model, not a curated record. NCBI's taxonomy places the organism in Eukaryota, Metazoa, Chordata, Actinopteri, Atheriniformes, Melanotaeniidae. Gene Ontology annotation, cellular component: mitochondrion; cytosol. Gene Ontology annotation, molecular function: glutathione peroxidase activity.
AAAACUGAAGGAGACGCACAUUCAGAAGGAAGUUGGUGAGAAGAAACACUUGGAAGAUGGCUUCAAGAUUUUACAGCAUCACUGCUAAACUGUUAUCUGGAGAAACCUUUAAUUUCUCCUCUCUAAAGGGCAAAGUUGUCCUAAUUGAGAAUGUGGCGUCUCUCUGAGGGACGACCGUCAGGGAUUACACCCAAAUGAACGAGCUCCACGAGCGGUACGCCAGCAAGGGGCUCGUUAUCCUGGGAGUACCCUGUAACCAGUUCGGACAUCAGGAGAACUGCAAGAAUGAAGAAAUCCUCCAGUCUCUCAAGUAUGUCCGUCCUGGAAAUGGCUUCGAGCCAAAGUUUCAGCUCCUUGAGAAGGUUGAUGUGAAUGGGAAGGAUGCCCAUCCCCUGUUUGUGUUCCUGAGGGAGCAGCUCCCAUUCCCCAGUGACGACUCUUCAUCCCUGAUGGCCGACCCUAAGUUCAUCAUCUGGAGUCCAGUGUGCAGGAACGACGUGUCCUGGAACUUUGAGAAGUUCCUCAUCGGCCCAGAUGGAGUCCCGUUCAAACGUUACAGCAGGAGGUUCCUCACCAGCGACAUCGAUGGAGACAUCAAGAAGCUCCUUAACCAGGCCAACUAAGAAAUCCUCACAAGUCCCACCAUCCUACAGAUCGCACUUACACCAGCUGUGUUUAUUCAUCCCAGUUUUCUGUAGAUGGUGUUGGACCCUCUAACACCACCUGUGCUCUCUUGUAUGCGAUGACUGUGUUGUGUUCUUUUACUAUAUGAAGAUAUUCUCUGAAACCUCCCUAUGAGGAGAGUGUCUGAUGAAAUGUAAAAGGCAUGAUGUUUUCAGGCACAUCAGUUACAUGUAAAGCACGGCUGUGGUGUGAUGUAUGAGGACCAAUAAAUGAUUCAUUUUU